AGCUGCGGUUGGCCCUAUGGCCACGAGGUGUCAUGGGUCUCUGCGGGUCACAGGCUGCCCGAGCCGAUUUGGCUGCUGAACGAAAGGCUGCGGCAUGCAGCAGCACUCCAUCGCGACCAACUGGGUCAACCGAUAUCCUGGACGAGUCGGAGUCUGGCGCGUCAGAUGAGGAUGAUGCGUUCAAGCACUGGGCAGACGUAUCCACAGAGUUUAGCAGCAGGAUAAACCACCUGAUUCUUCACACCUAUGGCGACGUCAAGACGUCCUACCAGCUGAGUGGGAAGAAGCUGGGAGAGGGCGGCUUUGGGUUUGUUACGGAGGGCAAGAGCCUGGAGACUGGGAACCGCUACGCCAUGAAGAAGGUGUCCAAGGCCAAAGCAAAGAUGAGGAGAGUGCAGGUCCGCAGCGAGAUUGAUGUCAUGAAGCUGACAGACCAUCCGAAUGUGGUAGCUUUGCACGAAACCUUCGAAGACAAGGGGCACAUCUACCUGGUCUUGGAGCUUUGCGCGGGAGGCGACCUGGGGAUGCACAUGCAACGCCAGGGCCGGCCCUACAGCGAACACCAGGCGGCAAUCUUGAUGGAGCAGAUUCUGAAAUCCGUGUCCUACCUGCACGACUGCAAAGGUAUUUGCCAUCGGGACCUGAAGCUGCCGAACUUCCUCUUCCUCCGAGAGGCGCCGGUGGAGAGCAACGUGCUGAAGCUGGCGGACUUCGGUCUGGCCUGCAGCUUUCAGCCGGGACAGGUGCUCAGCAGUAAGGUGGGCACUGUCCUCUACUGCUCACCCCAGGUUCUGGGAGGUGUGUAUGACCGUUCGGCGGAUUUGUGGAGCUGCGGGGUCAUCAUGUAUAUGCUCCUCGGCGAAGAUCCACCCUUCCCCGGCAAGAAUGAUGCGGAGGUGGCACAGCGUGUCCGAAAGGGCAACUACGCUUUUAGUGACACGAUCUGGUCAUCUGUGUCCCAGGAGGCCAAGGACCUCAUCCGGAAGCUGCUGAAGUUUCAGCCCUUCGACCGAUGCACGGCCUUGCAGGCGCGGGUCCACGAGUGGUUCACCGCCGCGGCGCCGGAGCUCCGCGCCAGACCCGCCCUCCAGGCCUUUGUGGUCCCAGACCUGCUGCGCUUCUCCAAACGGAGCUAUUUUCAGCGAGCGGCAUUGCGGGCAGUCGCGAUGCAAGUGGGCCAGGCGGAUAUCGAGAAAUCCUGGCAGCACUUCCAGGCGCUAGAUCCGAAAGGACACAGCGUUUUGGCACUGCCCGACUUGCAGGAGUUGAUGGGUCUACCAGAGCUGGCAGACUACGCCGCAGAACUGCGGGAGGUGGUGGCUCUUCUGAAAGGUCGGCCUCUGGGAGAUGAUGUGAUUAGCUUCACCGACUUUUUGGCCUCGGCGCUGCGGAGGCUCCAGUGCCAGGACGGCUUGUGCCAUGCAGCCUUUCGCAUCCUCGACCGGGAUGCAGAUGGGUACAUCGACGCAAAAGAGCUGGGGUCCAUCCUACGCAGAGACGGAGGCCAAGCUGAGGCCCCUCCGGAGGUCCUGUCCGCCAUGCUGGCCGAAGCCUCGGGGGGUGGACCCGUCAGCUACAAGGACUUUGUCCGCUUCAUCCAUGCGGCCGCCAAAGAGGCGUAGUUCGGGCAGCUCCGGUGGCAAAACAAGCAGCAUGAGACGACGUGAACCUGGCCCAUAUGGCCCAUCUACCUUUCAAGUUGGAGCUUCCCGCUGUUUCACCGCCGAAGAGUGAGGCGUCGGCGCAAACUCGCAAUUGGGGUUUCGCCGCAUAUGGUCCCCAGGAUGGGGAUUCGAGAUUUGGAGCGAGCGUCAGUCACCGUCGAAUUGAUCCGGGCUCGCAGUGCUUGCUUGCAUCGUGCUGAACUUGCCUCGGCACUAAAUGGGCCAAAGGCAAAUGUUUCUGGGUUUCUAGGAGCGCCGGAGGAUUGUACCUGGCUGCAUUGCAUGGAGAUGGCACCAACA
Molecule: messenger RNA, 1964 nt
Organism: Effrenium voratum
Lineage: Eukaryota; Dinophyceae; Suessiales; Symbiodiniaceae
Source: the annotation of a GenBank genome assembly